CAUUUACCAAGCCUUGAGUAAGCUGACGUGGUCCAGGGAAAUUGCCUUGAUAGCAAUCCGUCUCUGCAUAAUACAGGUCUCGACUUUUGCUUGGACAUUAUCCUUCGAUAGACUCCGACCCGUGCGUCGUCUUGAAUUGUAAUUAUUCUCCCCGAAAGGACCUUUGCGACCGAGAUGGCCUUUUUCGAAGCCUCGAGAAGCAGGGAGCGCAAUUCUGGAGAACGAUUUCAACCAACAUCUUACUCUGAAACCUUGUCUGAACUGGUCGAUCAGUUUCACAAUUUCGAUGAAACUGACGUUUACGAUGACUACAUGAACCGAGCUGUGGAAAACAAAACAACGAAUUUCGUCAUCCGCAUUAGUCUUCAUGGCGCACACAUCGCUACCAGCCUCAGGGACCAAGAUAUAGCCGCGUUGCUGGAUCUAAAAUCCAACGAUGGUUUGGGUUCGAUAGCAGUCACUUGGAUCCAUUUUUGGACAGUGGAAGCUUGCUACAAUGCAAUACGAAAAGUCUCCGAGCACUACAAUUUCUUGGAGGAACUGGAGCGUGCUAUAUUCGCUCGCGACGACUUGACCAAUGAGUUCUUGGGGGCUUUAUUCGCUCGCGACGACUUGGACAAGGAGUCGUUGAGGAAGAUGGGAUUUCCCGCUGAAGUUGACGAGAACGGCAACUUUAUGGUCAAGCUCUUGCAGCCUAGGAACAAGCACACAGCCAUAUAUCAUAGUUCUAAUUAUUUAUGCGUUGGGGCUUACUGGUUGUAUAAAGGCCCAAGCGAGUCACAUUCUACGGGAUCCUUCCAUGGCACCUCUGACAACCUGAGCCUACCUGAAUAUACGAAUUACUCUAGGCAGCCGAAGAGCUGGGCCUGGUAUAUUGUAACGGACGAUUACACCGUCAUCUCCAUCCAGGAAGCAUCGGUUGAUAAACAAGUCCCAGAAAAUAUCACAAGGGACAGAAUGACCGAUCUCAAACUUCAGCACCUUCGAAAUAUGCGUCAGCAUAUCCAGGCCACGUUGGGGCAGCUCUCCCAAGUCGGCGCAACGCGUCCUAAUUCUCAUUAUCCUUCUCCCUUGAACAUCAGAGACUUGGAGCGAGACAGAACACCCAUACUUGGAAAGACUGGCACGAGUAAUGCCAAAGACUAUUGGGCUGCAGACGUCGCUGCAACCAUAUUCCACUGUCUCAUCAACAACUAUUCAGUGGGCAGCUCUAUCCUUCUUGAGUCGAACCGCAUCCGAGAUCUCAUCUUUUCAGGUGUAUUAAGCGCCAAAGACAAACCCAGGAGAUUUUGGGACCACUCCGACCUGACCAGAAUGAAACAGACGCAGCAGCAAGUACUCGAGGACCUGAAAUUGCUCUUUCGUGCCCAUGAGAGGUUGCUCAAGGUUAUUAUCAACCUCGAGUUUGGUACUCCUGACCUGGAAUGCCUGGAAGGUUAUCCCAUUGUGUUAAAUGACAGAUGGGAUCUCGAGGUACUCUCACCUUGCAGCGGGCCCAUGCCUCGCGGGGUGAAACUUCCUCAAAAAAUCUACUAUCGGUUCGUACGACUUUACGAUGAUAUGCAUUGGCCAAAGUUUGCUCUCGAGUCGCACCCAAUUGGUUCACACGGGCCCUUUCUAGAUGAAAUUGAUCGGCUUCUCGAAGACUUCAGCGAGUUGUCAGUGAUCAUGUUUGGCAUGAAAGCAAUCAAGGAUUCUCGACAAAUCCACACAGCGGCCCGGAGCGUGUCAAUGCUUUCCAAACUAUGGAUAUUAUUUAUGCCGUUAUUCACGGUGACUGCCAUCUUCUCAGUCAAAAUACCUGACGUUGCGGAUCAUCCCAAGGUAUAUCCCAUUGCCCUGGGCGUGGUGGGGGCAUUGAGCGUGCUGUUCUUAUUUGUUAACGGAGUUAUGGGGAGGAUAUGAGUAUAUAUCUUUGGUCUAGCUAUUCAUUGGAACGUGGUAGGAGUGCUCGAUUGCAUCAUAGAGCCCGGAACUGUGUCAU
Messenger RNA from Diaporthe batatas, 1984 nucleotides. RefSeq lists its product as uncharacterized. Lineage: Eukaryota; Fungi; Ascomycota; Sordariomycetes; Diaporthales; Diaporthaceae. The transcript is spliced from 6 exons. The record is from RefSeq and is a predicted model, not a curated record. Bases 175 to 1905 code for a protein of 576 amino acids.